Arxiozyma heterogenica is the source of this 462-nucleotide messenger RNA. It is a transcript of the gene TMA17, whose product is annotated as Tma17p. The transcript has a single exon. The coding region runs from base 1 to 462 and encodes 153 amino acids. NCBI's taxonomy places the organism in Eukaryota, Fungi, Ascomycota, Saccharomycetes, Saccharomycetales, Saccharomycetaceae. Gene Ontology annotation, biological process: proteasome regulatory particle assembly. Gene Ontology annotation, molecular function: protein-macromolecule adaptor activity. The record is from RefSeq and is a predicted model, not a curated record.
AUGAAACAUACUGCAAGUGGAACAAAAGAACCAGUCCAAAUCGAAGAAUUCAAAGCAGCCAUUAGGGAUAUGUCAAAUGAUGAGUUGAAUAAUAUUAGAAUAGAAAUUGAAAAUAGCUUAAAACACCUACGCAGAUCAAAUGCUAGAUUGCAAGCUUAUAUAAAUAAAAUUGAAGGUAGGGAAUACCAUUAUGAGGAUAAUGAGUUAUUAGAUGAUUUAAGUGCUGAUGAAUUGGAUAGUAUUGACUAUAAAGAUUUACAGCUAUAUUCCGAGUCCCUAAAUGAAAAUAAUAUCAUUUUAAAAAAUUAUGAGGAAAGAAUUGAUGCAUUAAACCAAGAGAAUAUUUUCAGGACAUCUGGUUUACCCAAAAAGAAUAACAUAUCAAACACUAGGGACAAAAAACAAGACACUGAUUCUGAGAUUUUAAAUACAUCAGAAAAACCUAAUUCCAUUUAUUUAUGA